GAAAUCUACUAGGGUCGAAAUAUUCUGGGUUAGGAUACAGUUUCGGGUGCCUAUGUAUAUCAAAGAUAUCUAUGAAAACAGAGGUUCCGGCUGGUAUUGUAUAACCACUUGGAAGACUUACAUCUUCUUCUACUGUUCUACCAAUGAAAGGAGCAGAUACGUAUUUCCUGUGAUGGACCUAAAACAUUCUCUCAUAGCUAAUCUCAACAUUUUACAUGGAAUUCUGAUUUUUACUUUGAAAUAUCGUUGAAAAGAUAAAGUAAUUAUGAUUAGCAGUUUGAACGAAAACGUAUAUAAGCUUCAAGACAGGUAAGUACCUUUCAUAAACUUCAAAAUGUAUCCCUUAUUGUUUGGUUGUAUGUUGGUUCUCCAAGGAGUCAGUGGAAAUUAUCUAUUUCCAGCAUGGGGAUCUUCAAACCCCACUCCUAGUCUGGAUGAAACACAAAUUGUUAACAAUGCAACUGCACCUAACUCAAGCAAGUAUUUCCAGACCUUCAACCUGAGGAAUUUGAAUCCUGUUUACUGGUUCUACGGUAGUUCAGAAGUUAACAAAUUAGACAAACUUUAUGAGUUGGUAGAAUGCGUUAUAGUAAACGAAGCCAACGAAUGUCGACAGAAGUUACAAGGAAGCCGGAAAUACUUUGAGAAGAAGGACGUCAAUGGGAAAAAUUCAACAAUUCAGCACAAUGGCGAAAGCAGUACUAAAAAAAUUGUAACGAUUAAACCUGCUGUCCAGAAUGAGCUUCCAGUUCAAGUUGAUGGAGGUUCAAAGGUUAAUUAUUCAAGUUCAUCGAAGAAUUCUACGGUAACUGAAGCAAUAGAAAACAGCACAAAGACAACAACGGUGCAAGACAGCACUGAACAUUAACAUGAAUUCAAUUGUCAUUCAAUACUUUGUUUAUUAAAGAAGUAUUUUUGA
Messenger RNA from Harmonia axyridis, 919 nucleotides. RefSeq lists its product as uncharacterized. The record is from RefSeq and is a predicted model, not a curated record. Lineage: Eukaryota; Metazoa; Arthropoda; Insecta; Coleoptera; Coccinellidae. The transcript is spliced from 3 exons. The coding region runs from base 335 to 868 and encodes 177 amino acids.